Molecule: messenger RNA, 996 nt
Organism: Ipomoea triloba (trilobed morning glory)
Lineage: Eukaryota; Viridiplantae; Streptophyta; Magnoliopsida; Solanales; Convolvulaceae
Exons: 3
Coding region: 112-798 (228 amino acids)
Source: RefSeq, a predicted model, not a curated record
UUCUAGAAUCUAAUAAAUUUGCCGACUUGGCUUUGCACAUUCGAGAAUCUCAUUUUUGGAUUGUGGAUUGGCGUUCAUUUUUGGAGUUGCUCUCUGUCUCAUCCCAAUCCCAUGGCUGCAAAGGCGGCGGUGUUUCUUCUCCCGAUCCUUCUUCUCUCACCAUUUAUAUUGGGGGAGGCUAUAACUAAGAUUCCGUACGGUGAUGGAGAAGGAGGAGGUCAGCUGAGCUUGGCUGACGUCGAACUACAUCCAACCUUCCAGCACGGUACGUAUGAAAAGGCUAAUGCUGCCCAUGAAAUCAGCCUAAGACGGAGCUUGCCCGACGCCCAACAACGUCCAACCUUCCACGGGUCUCUGUGCACGACUUGCUCUGCCGGUACAGACACCAGUCGACGGCUUGGCGGCACCUCUGCCUCGCUAGUUGCCACCGUCUUCAGCCCUCAUCGCCUCACUACAGCUAAAGAAGAGCACCAACUGAUGCAUCCUGUAGACCCCUGCAGCACCCAAAUUCAACAAACUUCUUCCGAUACUAUUGCUGCUUCCAUCUCUGAUUCUGGCGUGCCGCCGGUGGUGUAUGAAAGCCCUUCCGCCGUGCCCGUGGAGAAGCAGCCGAAUCGUCGCCUGCUAAAUGAGGCAGUCAUACCGACUUCCCCCCCUGCAUCCGGGGAUGAAGCGGAUAAAGCUGCCCCCUCAAUUAGCCCAUCCAUCAGCCCCUCAAUUAGCCCCUCCAUCAGCCCCUCAAUCAGCCUAUGCCCAAAUUAUUUUUACCUUCUUUUUUUUCUUUUAUUUCUAGUCUAAGAAGCCAAUGAUUUAACUUAUCUCACAUGUGGAAUGGGUGGGCUUGAGUUUCAGUGAAGGGAUACUGCAAUGUUUUUUUGGUGAGAGAAGGGAUACUGCAUUGUAAUUUGAUUUCAACACUGUCUUACCUAUAAUUGUAAUUCACCCUUAUAUCAGUGAAUUACAAUCAUUUUUAUUUAGAGCAAAUUUUACUCCCAA